UAUGCUUCAGCACAAUGCGUUGACCAUCACGAGACCCGUUUCUUUUCCCGACAACCUCGGCGAGGAUCGGAAUUCAGUUCUUGUUCGCUUUUACUCUAGCAGCGACCGCGACGCCGUUACCGUCGGCCGGAGGAGGCGGAGGAGAUGACGCAGCUCACCGUAAUCUCUCCCCUCGGCCGCUCACUCUCUCUCCCUCAUCCCAAACGGCGCCGCCUGGCCGCCGCCGCCGCCGCCGCCUCGUGCUCGGGCUCGUCCGGCCUCGCCGAGGUCAGGGUCUGCACCAACCGCACCUGCCGCAAGCAGGGCUCGUUCCAGACCCUGGAGGCCCUCUCCGCCCUCGCCCCGCCCGGCGUCGCCGUCAGGGCCUGCGGCUGCUUGGGCCGGUGCGGCUCCGGUCCCAACCUCGCCCUCCUGCCCGAGGGCGUCAUCGUCAGCCACUGCGGCACCGCCGCCCGCGCCGCCCGGGUCUUCUGCGACGCCGAAGACGACGUGCUGAGAAGCCUGGAGGCGCUCGCGCUGAGGAAGAGAGCCGAGAGCGAGCUGGAGAGGGGGAAUUUCUCCGAUGCCGAGGUCCUGCUAACUCGGGCUAUAGCAAUAAGGCCAUAUGGUGGGAUUCAUGUGAUGUACAAAGACAGAUCUGUUGCGAGGUUGGGAAUGGGCAACUAUAGUGGGUCUCUUGAAGAUGCAAAAAAAGCGUCGACAUUAGCUCCUCAGUACACCGAGGCUUAUUUAUGUCAGGGCGAUGCGCUCAUGGCAAUGGAACAGUUUGAUGAAGCUGAGAAGUUCUAUUCCACAACCUUACGGAUAGAUCCCUCCAUUCGUCGUUCCAGAUCAUUCAAGGAUCGAGUUGAAAGGCUGCAACAGAAAUUAGCUGCUGCAGAUAUCUCUUGAAGAUUGGCUCUGGAGUUGUAAGUACCAAGUUAAUGUGAAGUAACCAAAAUAAUAUGUUUCGUUACAGUCCUCAUUGAUGUGCAGGAUUGGGCACGCGUUGGUAUGAUUGGGUACAUACACAAUUGAUAUAGGUUAUACACUUAAAAUGAGU
Syzygium oleosum is the source of this 1042-nucleotide messenger RNA. RefSeq lists its product as uncharacterized. The record is from RefSeq and is a predicted model, not a curated record. The coding region runs from base 145 to 891 and encodes 248 amino acids. Lineage: Eukaryota; Viridiplantae; Streptophyta; Magnoliopsida; Myrtales; Myrtaceae. The transcript has 6 exons. Gene Ontology annotation, molecular function: protein binding.